Messenger RNA from Diatraea saccharalis (sugarcane borer), 1455 nucleotides. NCBI's taxonomy places the organism in Eukaryota, Metazoa, Arthropoda, Insecta, Lepidoptera, Crambidae. The record is from the annotation of a GenBank genome assembly.
GUUUACGCAAGUCAAGUCAAGUUUUGUGGAAUGGUUGCGGAACGUAUACUUUAUUGAUGUUUUAAUUAUUUGUUUAAAUUAUUUAUAGUUCUUCUCUUCGAUUUUAACGAUUUCUUUUUGUGUAAUUUUGAGAAAUGGAAAUUGAAGUGUUGAGUGUUUCACGUUCUAAGCCCCUUGGAAAAAUACAUCUUAAAGAGGAUGCUACUAUCAAAGAUGUUAAAGAUAAAAUCCAUCAAAAUCUCAAUAAGUCUUUAUAUCCUGACCGUCAAGCUAUUAAAUUAGAAGCUAAAGGAAAGACAUUAAAAGAUGAAGAUUCACUAAAAACACAUAACAUACAAAAUGGAGCUAAGUUAUACUUAAAAGAUUUAGGGCCUCAAAUCUCCUGGAAAAAUGUGUUUUUAGCUGAGUAUGCUGGUCCCUUGGUUGUUUAUCUUUGGGUUUAUCAACGCCCAUGGGUCAUAUAUGGCUCUCAAUCAGGUAUACCAGGAAAUGUUGCUAUGAUUGCUGCUAUAUGUUGGUGUGCUCAUUAUGCUAAAAGACUUCUAGAAACAUUGUUUGUGCAUCGUUUUUCUCAUGGCACAAUGCCACUGAGCAACUUAUUUCGUAAUUGUGCUUAUUAUUGGUUGUUUACAUUAUAUGUAGCAUAUCAUAUUAACCAUCCACUUUAUACACCACCAAAUGGCACUUGGUUUUAUGUGGGUCUCGCAGGCUUCACAUUUUGUGAGUUGGGAAAUUUGAGUAUUCAUAUACUGUUGAAAAACCUCCGACCUCCUGGCACUAAAGUGAGACGCGUGCCUGUACCAGAUGGGAACCCAUUCUCGUUGCUUUUCAAUUUUGUUUCCUGCCCUAAUUACACAUAUGAGUUUGGCUCGUGGCUAUUUUUCACUAUCAUGACUAAAUGUGCUCCAGCGGGCUUAUUCGCGGCAGCCGGAUUCUACCAAAUGGCGGUAUGGGCCAUCGGCAAACACCGUAACUACAAAAAAGAAUUUCCAGAGUAUCCCAAAGGCCGUAAAGCCAUACUGCCAUUUAUUUUAUAAAUUCCAUCGAAUAUAGUCUCUAACAUUUCUUAGUAAUGCAAUGUACUGACAUGAUUUUCAUAUAGUAGCUUAUUUUAUUUGAUAGGUGUUGGAUAACGCUCCAUUUUAAGGGUAAUGGGUAUGUUGUGGAAUGAGUACGAUUGUAUAUUUAUUGCAAUAUGUUUUAAACAAAGAAAUAUUUUUAUUUAAAUUAGUUUCGAAGAGUUGAAAAUAAAUUAAUUAGUUAGGUAUUUGUGAAUUAAUGAAUAGUACUCAUGGAAUUUGAUUGUUAAUUUCUAUUUUGUAAAUUAAUAUCGUUAUUUUAUUUUGGAAGAUGUCAACUUAAUUUGUUGUUAAGUAUUCCAUUGAAUUAUGUUAUUGUUUGUUUUGUACUCAAUAAUCAUGCAUUUAAAGUAUGCGCUAAUAAAAAGGUUUUUUA